ACCUGGUUACUGAACAAUUUAUGCUACAAUUUAGGGAUGAGUUAGUGGAUUACACGUUGACAUUUAGCCUACUACCAGAAUACACCUGUGACACCUGGUGACAUCUGUUUUCCCAGUUUACUCACUAGGACUAGGCAAAAUUGCAUUGAGAUCAAUGUGUUUAAGCCAUCCACUGAGAAGAGGCAAUCUGAUUUGAUUUUGAAUGGAGGUGGUAUAGGGCGUAUUUUAGGGACGUGCUUAUACAUUUAAAAUCUUACUAUGAUAAUGCCGCUGAAGUUAGCAGAUCCUAUUUGAUACUUUUUAAACUAUGGGAGUAGUCAAUAUGUUCACUUGUGAUACCCCUAACUCGGCUGAAAUCCAACUUCCGGUGUAGGUCAAUUUUGGGGAAUGCAAGUGCAGGCUGUGGGGCAGGUGGGCAGUGGAUAUUCCCCUUUUAGUGACGGUAAUCAAGCCUACGUGGACUUCGAUACUACGCUUGUUGUGGGGUUGGCCAUCAGGAACGAACAAUCAGGCAGGUGUGUUGCAGUGCUGAAGCAUCGAGAACGCCACAGGCUUGAGCUUGUUGACUGUCAGCCAGGCUCCGCCUUGCAAGAGUGGCUGUGGGAUCCAGAGAGUUGCUUCAUCAAAAGCCUUGCGGCUGGAGAGUGCCUGAGUGCAGCCGGCACGUACCCGAAACAUGACGGUGUCCGCCUGCGGAGCUGUCAGGAUGGGGAGAAUGGCGGAGAGGGCCAGGCUUGGAGCUGCUCCAAGAAGGGCCAGCUCACCCUUCAAGGCGCCCGGCUUCACCUGAGCGAGAGGCACAGCCAAGAGCACCCAACCAAGAUCAGGAGCAUCUACCUCUCCAAGGACAGAGGGCAGGCCAGCCAGUGGAGGACGCUGAGCAAUAGCUCGGUGUGUGGGGAGAGCAGUGGUGUCAGCAUGUGUGUCAAGCGCCAGCACAGCAUCAUGCACCAUCCCACGGGGACACCAUCCACACCCCCAUCAUCUCAGAAUGAAAAUAAGACACCUCUGAAUCCAAUGCCACAGGGUGAGGGUCUGGUUGCGCCUCGUCCCACUGAACAGAACAUGAGUACCGACUUUCCCGUCCAGUCCCAGAGCAGCUUUGCUCCAGAAAAAGACACGGUGGAUUUUUUCAACAUGGAUUUUGGAAGAAGUUGGAAGGUGGCCAUGUUGGUCUUAAGCUCCCUCGCGCUCAUGUUGGGCUUUGUCAUUCUGAUCCUCAGCAUUCUUCAGAACAGGAAGAAAAACGUGGUGGUGCUGAAGUCCUACACACGCACCGGGGAGGUAAGCCAACCCGGCUCCCCUGCGCUCCACGACCGAGCUCCUCUCACCAAGAACCCUAUGCGGCCAGCCCACUCCCCUUCCCUGCCAAGAGGGGAGAUCCUAGUGGCGUGGAAAGAUGGAACUGUCACACCUCUGUUUGACAGCAACAACUACUAGUCAGAGUGAUGUGGUUACAUGCUAACUGAUACAAAUAAGUGAUAAGUAGUCACUAGUGUUGCAUAUGUAGAAUAUAGGAGUUGGGUAUGGAACGAGAGUGGUGAAUUUGUUUAUUGUUCUAGUUUUUUUUGGACUGAUGGAAUGUCUGAGAAAUGUUGAAACUUUCUGCGCGCUUGUCUGUGCCGGCCCUGUUUUGGGAUGAUGCCCCCUAACUCUGCAUGCUCUGUUUUUGAUUAAGAAGAGUUGAAAAGGCAUUGAGCCCUUCAUUCCUCCCAUUCCUCCGCAAAGCCAAAAUGAGAUGAAAAUCUGAAUAGUUGGGCAGAGAGCAGAGCAGAGUUUUGACGGAGUGGACUCCUGGAGUCUCGUAAAUCCAAUCUAUGUCCCAUGUGGGGAGGGUUUGGUGGUUCACGCGUACGCACCCAAAAUAACACAGGACAGUAGGGCGUCAGAAGUAAAGUUAAGCCGUUUCUGAAAAAAAAAAAAACGCCUUCAGAUACAGCAUUAACCUAAGUCAAGGUCUGGUAAGGAGACAGUGCUUCUCAUUGGCCUCAUUUUCUAUGCGAAAUUGUGCCGGACUAUUCAUCUGGUUUGGUUUGCCUUUGUAAAUAUUUCUCUGACCCAAAAAAGGGAGGCGCUGUUGUAAAGAUACUACAAUCAACUAAAGAAUUAAAUAAAAUGCACAGGGGCAGUGUGUUUGUCUUUGACCUCUAAAAUUGAAUUAUGGUGGCACAGGUUAGGAAUACAUUCAAAAAAAAUUUUUUUAAACCUACAUACUGGCCCCUUCAGAGGAUAUGCACUUACACAUAGUCAAGACAUUAUUGGAGUACAAGUUCAUGCCAGGUCUUUGCAGGCUUUAAGCUUAUUUACUCAGUUACAAUGUCACAGUAUUUUUUUACACAAUGGUUCCUUUAUACUUUCUUCAAAAUGAAUAUGCUGCUAACAGACUAUAUCUCAUGUGAAAUUUGUAUGUGUAAUAGUAUAGUUGUGAGGUCAGCGUGUGAAAAUUAUCUUUGUUUGAGUACCCACAAUACUAGAUUGUUUUGUAAUGUCCUUAAUAGUUUUGUAAUGUCCUUAAUUUUAACAACUGCAUUCUGAAUGUACAGUUUAAUAAACAUUUAAUAUUUAAAGUUGA
This is a messenger RNA of Clupea harengus (Atlantic herring), 2572 nucleotides long. RefSeq lists its product as uncharacterized. Lineage: Eukaryota; Metazoa; Chordata; Actinopteri; Clupeiformes; Clupeidae. The record is from RefSeq and is a predicted model, not a curated record.